AUGAAGCCAUGGAUGGACCUGGUCAAGAAACAUGAAAAGGUGGAGAGUGGGCCGCCUGCAAAGGUCCUGUGCACACCCUAUGAGAAGCAACUCAAGAAGAUGCCAGGCGAUCUGACUACGAUGAAGGAGCUCCUCGGUGUGCUGCAACUGCUGAAAUCUGACACCGCAGUUUUUGAGGGAGCUUUGCACCCAGGUGAGGCAGUCUUACAUGCCCUUGGUGAUAGGCACUCGGAGGUGGUGCAGAAUAAUGCGGCUGGACUUGAAGCGUGGUUCCAAGACUAUGCCAAGAUGCGGCAUUCAAACGGACAUCAAGUCAUGUUCAAAGAGCUUCAAGGAUUGGUUCAGUGCAUCGCAUUUGGCCUGUUGCUUGCAAGCGACAAUGACAUCACGCCUGAAAGCGAGAAGGUUCUGGAGCCUUUUGCGAACAUCUUGGACAAGGGGUGGCUACUGCCAGUCCAUGUCAGGAUGAACAUGGAUGCUGUUGCAUCCAGCUAUACCAACAUGAUGCUGGGCUUUCGCGGCGGCGAGCGCCAGCCGCCGAAUGUCCUUCAAAUGUCAUUACGGUUCUCCGCCAUCAUGGAAACUCGGUCCAUGCAGGGCCUACAUUCGAAGGAUUGGUCGGCGGAAGACCGCCUUCGUAAGGUGGUCCAGGAGUUCCACUCUACGAAUGGGAUGCUGCAGAAAUGGUUCCUGGACGAAGAUAAGGUCCACAGCAUCCUGAACAUGAUUACAGCAACAUCGGCGGGAUCCAGGGAACUCAUUGCCAACCAUCUUCACAAAUUCAAGUGGAGCCAAUCCGCCCUCACAUCGGAGCUUUUGAGAAAGCCGAGAUGGCUUCUGAAAGCUGUGCCGCGUGGAUGCCAGCCUCACUUCAAAGUCUUGCUCACAGUCACGGAGACUUCGCAGGAGAUGUUCCUGGCCUUGGUCUAUUCACCAGUUCCACCUCAAGACGCGAAAAGUCCGACCGAACCAGAGGCAGCGGUGCAGGCUGAGGCAGAGCCGGCCAGAUGGACUGUGAAAAACCUUUGCUUGUGGACUGAGAUGGUGCAAAGGGAGACGCCGGCGACAGCAAUGGGAGUUGCUGUUGAUCAAAAGACUGUGGAGGAGAAAGAAGAGGAAUUGGAAAAUGCAGCCUUUGCAUCACUUAAGGCAAAAAUUGCGAACCUUGGCAUUGCGAUGGAUGAUCUCCAUUAUUUGGCUGCGAUUGAUUUUACCAAGCUUGGCUGCGUCGGGCAACAAGACAUCAACCAACAUGCACAGUGGAUGUCGAACGUUCUCGCCAAGAACCCCCUCCGUGGGAAACAUACCAUCAUCUACCAUGCCACAAGCUAUGACGCAGCUUGGGAAAAGGCUGCGGUGCAGCUUUCAUGCCCUGUGAUCGGCCUCACCAUGGACUUGGCGUGCCACAAGCUGGCGUCAAAACUUUUGUGCAGCCACCUGCUGGAGGAAUGGAAGAGGGACUCAGGUAUGAUCAAGGGUGCCAGGUGUGUGCCAGAUUCCCCAAGUCUCCCAGAUACAGUGACUCCUCCAGACUUGCUUGUGUGCAAGGAAGUCGAGGGGAAGUUGACCAUCCCCAGUGAUGCGCGGCAGAAGUUUCUUGGUGACCCGCUGAGAUCUGCAGAGUGGAAGAAACUGCUCAAGAGCUUUGAAAAGCUGCAUGGAAGCGCGUCAACUGCUGCUGCUCCCGCGACUCCCGCGCCUCCCGCGACUGCUCCUGCAACUCCCGCUGGUUCGCCUGCCACGGAUGCAAGUCCUUGGAAGCACAUCUUUGAAGGUGAGCCUCGCGCUCUUACAGAUUUGGUGGCCAAGUACGGUGAACCGUCAUCGACCAUCAGUGCUCCGGGAAGCAGUGGCUUUGUGAUCAAAGUCGUUGAAGGGCCCAAGUUCUUCCUUUGUGCUCCAGUCGCUGGAACAUUUGAUUGCAAUGAGGGCCCGGUUCUGUCACAUGGAGCAGGCUCCUGGCUCCUUGACACCAAAGCUGAGAAGAUGCUGCAAGACAGCCCUGACAAGGCUCAUGUUGCAAAGUUUGAGUCCGACCAGCACCUGUGCAUUCUGGAGGACGACAUUGACGAGAACAUCACUUCAACAGGUUCAACAGGUGCUCCAACUGGUGGUGAUGGUGCCAAAAAGGAGGCUGAUGAGAUCGAGAACAAGAAGGAUGUCCAGGUUGUCAAGAAUGAUGCUGAGGAUGACAAGACGGGUGUUGAGUGUGAGAUUGAUGACAAGAAGGUUGCGGUUGACAAAGAGGAGGACUUGCUGCAGGAUCCACGUUUCAAGAAAGGGUCACGACUGGCGGAUUUCAGUCCGCAGGGGCAGGCGCAACUCAAGGAGGUGCGACGCCUGCGGGCAAUAGAGAACUCCAACAUUUGGCACAACAAGUUUCAAUCGAAGGGAGUGCCGAAGAACCCUGCAGAACCACCACCUGUUGCCGCUGCCCCUGAAGCUGCUGCUGAAGAGUCGAGUUCUUCCAGUUCCAGACCUCUCACCCUGAAAGAUGCUCGUGAGAAGUUUAUGGGCGAUUUCUUUAAGGAGCACAAGAACAACUCUGAGUGGAAGCAUCAGCAGAAGUUCAAGAUGGCAAACGCGGCUUGGAUGGAAAGUGAUCUUAGGUCCAGGAUCAUGCUGGCCAGAAAAGGCCAUGGCUCAAUCGGAGCUGAUUGA
This is a messenger RNA of Durusdinium trenchii, 2661 nucleotides long. The record is from the annotation of a GenBank genome assembly. Lineage: Eukaryota; Dinophyceae; Suessiales; Symbiodiniaceae.